Molecule: messenger RNA, 363 nt
Organism: Linum tenue
Lineage: Eukaryota; Viridiplantae; Streptophyta; Magnoliopsida; Malpighiales; Linaceae
Source: the annotation of a GenBank genome assembly
AUGAAAUACAGGAGCCUCAAAAUUAACACCACCUCUAUCGCGGCCUAUACAAGGAAAAACGAGCGGGUGGCCUAUAGCUCGACGAAGGGAGCGAUCGUGAAUGUUAUGAGGAGCUUGAGCUCGAAGCUCGUGGGGAGAGGGAUUCAGGUGAAUGAGAUUGUCCGCAUAUCCUUUUGGACAUCGUUGCACGUUCUCAUGAUGCCGCCGGAGAGGAUGACCACGUUGGAAUGCGAAGUGUCGAUGAAGAGGGCGGGAACGAUUUAUGAGAUCAUACCGUCAUUUGUGUUUUUGGCUUCUCGUGAUUGUUCUUCUAAUGUUUUUGGCAUAGGGAUGGUCAACACAUGUAUGUUCGGAGGACGGUGA